AGAAAGUCACAUGCCUAUAGUGUUAUCGUUUUGUAAAAUAACGCAUUUAGCUUUGUCCAUUUGUGAAUUUACAGAUUUUUUUGCGAAUAAUGAAUAAUUAACCUUCUUUGUAAUUCGUCCUAAGAAGCAUUAUUUAGAUACGAUCUAAAUAAAUCUUGACGUGUUAUGGACGACAAUGCAACUGAUUUCACUAAGAACGAUAGUUUUGAAAGUUGGACAUCUAGCGGAGAUAUAAGUUCUACAUCCGACUUCGUGAUGCCAGUCGAAGAGACCAUAGGGCAGAAAAGACCUUACCCUGGUCUGCGGUUACCCUACCCCUACCAGUCCCGAGUCCAACGUAACCUGCGCCGUCUCUACACAUAUCUACAGUACGAAGAAGAUGGCGCCCCUCCCGCUAAACGCACGCCCUCCAUACGCCUCGGCGCUGGCUUCAAAUGGAACCUACAGGCACUCGCUCAAGCAGCCAACGCGGUGGAAACCGGCGGCAAGUCGCCAGUCUCAGCUCUAAACGAGCUGGGGGUCAAGGUCACAUAUAGUGUGCUACGGCAGGGUGGGCCUGCGCAUUGUCCAAGCUUUACUGUGGUCGUUACGGUGGCAGACAUGACGUUCGAAGGCUGGGGCCACAGCAAGCGCGAGGCGCGCGCGUCGGCCGCCCGCGCCUGCCUCGCCGCGCUGCUGGCGCGCGCCGGCCGCGUGCUGCCCGGCGCCGCGCCCGCCGACUUCUCCAGCGACGAGCCGAGGCCGCCACCGUCAGACUUCCAGUGCCUGGAGGCGCAAGCGAAGCAGGUGGAAGUUGAGGUGAAGCCGGCCACUCCACCAGCCGCCCCUCCCACCCCCGCCGCGGCCCCCUCCCUGUUCGGCGCCUCGGGCGUGUCGGCGGCGCACAAGAGCCCCAUCAACUCGCUCUACGAGACCUGCCCCGGCCUGAGCUUCCACUGCACCUUCGGAGACGGCUCCUCACUCGAACAACCCAAUGCUCCUCUUCAACUGAGCCACAGCAUGCGUUUCAAGGUCGUCUGCCAGAUCAAGGAUCAGACCUUUGAAGGAUAUGGUUCAAGCAAGAAAUUAGCGAAACUGGCGGCGGCUCGGGCUGCGCUGGCGGUGCUAGACGAGGGCAAAGCCCCCACGGCCGCCGAUGAACCGGGCUGCCUGCCGCAACCUCGAGCGGAUACCAUUGGAAAGUUGGUGAAUGAGAAAUUCCACGAAAUCAUGAAGGGUGACCUGGUGCAUUCAAAAAGAAAAGUGUUGGCUGGCAUCGUGAUGACCAUCGACAAUAGACCUAACGACUCCAAGGUGAUAGCAGUGACCACGGGCACGAAGUGCGUGUCCGGAGAGCACAUGUCGGUGCGAGGACGUGCAGUGAACGAUUGCCAUGCCGAGGUGGCAGCGCGACGUUGCUUGCAGCGACAUCUGUACGCACAACUCCUUAUGUACGCGGAGGCUAAAGAUCCAACAAUCCCAAUACCAGAAUCGGACCUAGAACCGGUCCCAGGCGGCGGCUAUCAGCUAAAACCGGACCGGCAGCUACAUCUGUACGUGAGCACGGCGCCGUGCGGUGACGGACGUAUCUUCAGCCCGCAUGAGCAGCCGGACCCGACGCCGGACCGGCAUCCGAACAGAUUGGCACGCGGUCAACUCAGGACCAAGAUCGAGUCAGGAGAAGGCACUAUCCCUGUUAAAAACUGCAGCAACAUCAUACAGACUUGGGAUGGAGUCAUGCAGGGCGAACGUCUCCUAACCAUGUCGUGCUCCGACAAAGUGUGCCGCUGGUGCGUCGUCGGCAUGCAGGGGGCGCUACUAUCGCGACUUAUACGACCUGUCUACCUGCGAUCGCUGGUCCUAGGGUCCCUGUUACACCCACAUCAUAUGUAUCGCGCCAUCUGCGGUCGCAUAGAAUCACAUCUACAAUCGCUGCCGCCUCCCUUCCACCUGCAGCGCCCUCUACUGGCGCGAGCGGCCAGCACCGAAGCUCGAACUCCAGCGCGAGCACCUUCUUUCAGCGUGUGCUGGAGCUCCACAUCUCCACUCCCCGAGGUAUUGAACGCCACGACGGGUAAACUCGAAAGCGGGCAGCCGUCCCUUCUGUGCAAGCAGAGCAUGUUCGCGCGCUGGCAGUAUCUGGUGAAGAGACUGCCUUUGCUGCCGCAGGACCCGGACGGCACGGACCCCACUCCGCUGCCUCCUGACGUGGACCAGCUGUUGUACAACGAGGCUAAGCAGUUGUGUCCCGCUUAUCAGGUGGCAAAAGAGCGUCUCAUCGAAGCCUUCGACAAGGCCAAGCUCGGUCGCUGGAUCAAGAAGCCGAUAGAACAGGACCAGUUCGUGUGCGAGAUCCGCGACGCCGCGCCCGCCGCCCUGUUCGCCUAGACCGGCGCCUCCCAGCGUAGCGCCGCGCAGCCGGGGGGGCACUACACAGGGAGGGGGGGGAACAGUCAAGGUAGUCAAUUAAAUGAAGCAGGUAGGGACGAAGACGGUUUAGGCAUUGUAGGCAGGACUGGAAAUUAUGUAAGUAGAAGUAGAAAUUAUGCAGGUAGUGAUAAAAAUGAUCUGAGUAGCGGUAAUGAUGGCGAUAAAAAUGAUGUCGGUAGCGGUGGAAAUAAUGGAGGAAGGAAAAACGACCAAGGUAGGGAAAGAAAUGAUUUUGGUAGGGUAGGGCUUGAUGUAGGUAAGAGAAACGAUCCAAGUAGCAUUGUGACUGAUCAAAGUUA
Molecule: messenger RNA, 2708 nt
Organism: Cydia pomonella (codling moth)
Lineage: Eukaryota; Metazoa; Arthropoda; Insecta; Lepidoptera; Tortricidae
Gene: Adar
Product: double-stranded RNA-specific editase Adar
Exons: 21
Coding region: 166-2367 (733 amino acids)
Biological process (GO): RNA processing; adenosine to inosine editing
Cellular component (GO): nucleolus; cytoplasm
Molecular function (GO): tRNA-specific adenosine deaminase activity; double-stranded RNA binding; double-stranded RNA adenosine deaminase activity
Source: RefSeq, a predicted model, not a curated record